AUGUUCGCCCAACCUUUCGACCAUUCGUUCAAUGACGAUAUUUUCCAGUACGUCAAUAUGGACCCUACAAAUGCCGACGGCAACAAAGACGUUUCAUUUCAUGGAGACUUUGAUCAAAUAUUCGCGCUCGACUCAUUGUCUAGCGAUUGUGGCGACCUGUCACCCACCAUCUCCGCCUCCAAGCGGGCCCAGCAGUCACCGCAACCCUGGGGUAGAGACCUUUGGUCUGUUCCGCAAGACGUCAGUUCUUCUACAGGCCAAGCACCCCUUGCUUUUCAAGACACCAUCCACCCCGCGGCCGUUGCGGAUCUUAACGUCAACCUUGAAGCUUCUUCUCCAAACCCCCCGGCAAAAACUCGCUCGCCGUCUACUCCCCCGGCCACUCCUCAACGCAAAGCCAAAAGCGCCUUAGUCACUCCCAAAUCAACCGGCCAUCGUCGUGACACCCAUGAACGCCGCGGCCUUUUGCGCAAACAGAGCUUCUCCCCCAGUAUAGUCCGCUCCUCUCAACUCCAAAAAGGCAGAAUGGCGUACCCGGAAGCUUGGGCUCAGCGCUUUCAGAACUUCAGCUUGGGUAGUACGGAUGAUCGUUUGCCUUUGUCCCCACCGCCCUCCGAUAUUCUGGUGCAGCACGAGAAUAUGUGCGCCGACCACACUGCCCAAAUGACACACCAUGGGGACUCCUCUGAGAUGGCCAACCCUUUCGACUCGGCCAUAUUCAACGAGUCCCCCGCUAUCUCGAUGCCAUCUCCAUCUGCCGGGGCGCUAGCACGACAGCAACAACGGUAUUUGAGUCAGUCGAACAACUCCGCCAUGGCCACCUCCAGUCCCCCCUCAGCGGACGACAUUUUUUCUUCUCCACAUUCCUCGGACCCUCAGUCCAUGUCCUCGUGGCAUUCCGAUUCCCUUGCUACCUCUGGACUUCCAUUCACACCCGAUCUGCAAAGCCACGAUGCGCAAGCGUGGUGGUCUCCCAUGAACUCACGGGUUGCCCAGCGACAUUCCUACCCACAGAUGGUCGCGUCCCCGACCCCUCAGAGACCGAUCCAGACCCCCAACAACCAGCACGACAUGCUGCAGGGCGGUCUGAUGAUUCAGUUGGAUCCUUCAUCAUUUGACAUGCCGGGUGCUGCAAACGCGUCAUUUGCCGCACCGCAGAUGCCAUCCGUUCCUAAUGCCCAGGGAACUCAAUCAUACACACAUGCUCCCACGACACCACAGAAAUUUGUGGAUCCCUCCUACGCACCUCAAAUGCAUAAUUCGUCCUCGCGGUCUCCAUCGCUGUCCCCGACGGCAACCGGAUCGCCCAAGGGCAUGCGCAACAUGAAGACCCCUCCGCGCGGUCGUUACCAACAAAGAAAGAUGUCAUCCCAACCUAUGAGCGCUCCCAGGCCGGCCAAAAGUUCGGGCGGAAGCCCUAGGGGAGCCGGUAAAUCGGUGACGGUAUCAUUUGUGAACUUCACCCCUCACGACAAAAAUAAGAUCCUCACGGGAGUUGCUCCCAGCGGAAGCUCAAAAACGAAAGCCCGACGGGAGCAAGAAGCCCGUGAUAGACGACGCAAGAUGGGCGAGGCCGCUUUGAACGCGGUCCGGAAAGCAGGCGGCGACGUCGAGGCUUUAGAGGCAGUUUUCUGCUGA
Molecule: messenger RNA, 1638 nt
Organism: Aspergillus melleus
Lineage: Eukaryota; Fungi; Ascomycota; Eurotiomycetes; Eurotiales; Aspergillaceae
Gene: wetA
Product: developmental regulatory protein WetA
Exons: 1
Coding region: 1-1638 (545 amino acids)
Source: RefSeq, a predicted model, not a curated record